CUCUUUCCCUCUCCUCAAACAGUUAAAAAUUAGGGUUUCAAGAAUGGCUAAGAAAGUUGCUGCUGUUGAGACAAAACCCAAGCCAGCCACAGAGAAAAAACCAAAAUCAAAAUCAAAUGAAGCUGUCAAGAUCUCUCAACAUCCUCCUUACUUGCAGAUGAUAAUAGAAGCAAUCUCCUCAUUGAAAGACAGAAGCGGAUCUAGUCAACGAGCAAUUGCAAAGUUUAUUGAAGAAAAGUAUGUGACUGGACUUCCCCCAAAUUUCAAGAAGAUAAUUUCAAUGCAAUUGAAAAAAUUUGUCAAAUCAGAAAAAUUAGUGAAAGUUAAGAAUUCAUAUAAGAUUUCUGAAACGGAGAAAUCGAAGAAAGUUACUGCUGAUGCUAAAGAAAAGAAGAAAGCCAAAGAGAUUGAGAAAGAAGGAGAGGAGAAGGGAACUGAAAAAGAGAAGCAGAGAUCUAAGAAAAGUGAGAAAGAAGUAGGGGUUUCAAAGAAGAGUGAAGCUGUUGUUGGUGGUGAUAACAAGAAAUUGAAGAAGAGCGAAGCUGUUGCUGGUGGUGAGGAUAAGAAGAAACCGAAGAAGAGUGAAGCUGUUGCUGGUGGCGAUAAGAAGAAAUCUAAGAAGAGUGAAACUGUUGAUGGUGGUGAGAAGAAGAAAUCGAAGAAGAGUGAAAAAGUAGUUGAGGCGAAAAAGAGUGAUGCUGAGAAGAAAUUGAAGGUAGGUGAUAAACUGAAGAGGUUGAGUCAAGUGAAGACCCCAGAGAUCUUGAAGAAGAACAAGAAAAAUGUGGUACCGGAAAAGAAAGCUAAGAAGUCCCCAGAAAAAGAAGCAAAGAAGAAGUCCCCAGAAAAAGAAGCAAAGAAGAAGGCAGCUGGGGGAAAGAAAGUUAAGGUUUGAUGAUGAAUUGAAUGUUUGGUAGUUUAAAUCUUUGGUUUCUAUGCAUGUAAAUGAAUGGAUUUUCUUAUUUAUGUUUAUGAUUUUCCGUUUAGGAUGUUAGGUUGAUGGAUUUCUUUCUAUGAAAUCAGUUUUAGAGUUCUAGUUUGAUUUAAUCUCUUAUUACUUCAAUGUUGUGGUUCUGUUUUUAAGUUCUUAGUCAAUGUAGAUCUUUUCUAGUAUAUGACAGAAACUACAAUCACAGUGUAAUGGGUAACUUUGAAA
This is a messenger RNA of Papaver somniferum (opium poppy), 1156 nucleotides long. Its product is annotated as histone H1-II-like. The record is from RefSeq and is a predicted model, not a curated record. Gene Ontology annotation, biological process: nucleosome assembly; negative regulation of DNA recombination; chromosome condensation. Gene Ontology annotation, molecular function: nucleosomal DNA binding; structural constituent of chromatin; double-stranded DNA binding. The transcript has 2 exons. NCBI's taxonomy places the organism in Eukaryota, Viridiplantae, Streptophyta, Magnoliopsida, Ranunculales, Papaveraceae. The coding region runs from base 44 to 895 and encodes 283 amino acids. Gene Ontology annotation, cellular component: nucleus; nucleosome.